UCAAUGACGUCUAUCAUCCUUGGUUACGAUAUAGGAGUGAUGAGUGGAGCUGCAAUUUUCAUAAAAGACGAUUUGAAACUCUCGGACGUACAACUUGAGAUUCUUAUGGGGAUUCUAAAUAUCUACUCUCUAAUCGGUUCAGGCGCGGCUGGUAGAACUUCAGAUUGGAUUGGAAGACGAUAUACCAUAGUGUUGGCAGGAUCUUUCUUCUUUUGUGGUGCUCUUCUCAUGGGUUUUGCCACAAACUAUCCUUUCAUUAUGGUGGGUCGUUUCAUAGCUGGUAUCGGUGUCGGUUAUGCUAUGAUGAUUGCACCUGUUUACACCGCUGAAGUCGCUCCUGCCUCCUCACGUGGUUUCCUUAGCUCUUUCCCUGAGAUAUUUAUCAACAUUGGUAUACUUUUAGGGUAUGUGUCCAACUACUUCUUCUCUAAGCUUCCCGAGCAUCUCGGCUGGAGGUUCAUGUUAGGGGUUGGAGCGGUUCCCUCGGUAUUCCUAGCAAUUGGAGUGUUGGCAAUGCCGGAGUCUCCACGGUGGCUA
This is a messenger RNA of Camelina sativa (false flax), 537 nucleotides long. The record is from RefSeq and is a predicted model, not a curated record. NCBI's taxonomy places the organism in Eukaryota, Viridiplantae, Streptophyta, Magnoliopsida, Brassicales, Brassicaceae.